This is a messenger RNA of Paramuricea clavata, 1125 nucleotides long. The record is from the annotation of a GenBank genome assembly. NCBI's taxonomy places the organism in Eukaryota, Metazoa, Cnidaria, Anthozoa, Malacalcyonacea, Plexauridae.
AUGGAAGUAGAUCUCUGCUCUCACCUAAAGUUCAAUGGUGAAACGUUCUACUGGGACAGCACAAUAACUGAUUUAAAGGUUUUUGUGUCAUGCGAUUUAAAACUUACGGGAAGAUGGUUAUCACCUGGUGGCGAAGUCAAAACAUUUACUAGUGAUACACUAGUCCUAAAAUGGCAUGGUAAGACCAACAAAUGGAUAACGUUAUCUGGAAGUUCGACUGAGGUAAGCGAACUAUCUCAGACACUUCAAUCAUUGUGCAAGAAAGCCGAAGAAAACCAAGCCGCCAUUGUUGAAAUUCAUCAGACCCUGCCGACUAAUAACGGUAAAGAAAAACCGAGUGUUCAUCUUGCCGCACCUACCGAAAACCAAACCGAAUAUUCUGUACGAUCUAAUAAUGAUGACAAGUCCUAUGAAGAUAAUUUUGCUAGCAUCGAGAAUCAACUUAAAACCCUGGAGUCAAAAUUUUUGGACAAAACGCUAAGUAUUGCUAAUGAUUUAAACAAUCUAAAAAAAUACUGCUUAAACAAUGAAGUUGAAGGUAUGAAUAUAUUAAGACAAGAGAACGCAAGUCUUAAAGUAGAAAACGAAGCCUUAAAGGAUAGCCUAUAUACGGCCAAAUUUGCUUUAUCUGAUUUGAAUACGAAAGUUAAAGAUCUCGAACAUGAAAAAGCUAGCUUAACUACGACGUUGAAGAUCUUAUAUAUGGAUUUUCAUCAAGCCCAUGAAGCUCACUUCAAACAACAAGAUCCGCCCAUUGUAGUUAAUAACAAUAACCAUGCAAAUGAUAAAUCACCGAGUUCAAUAGCUGAGAGAGAUGUUGGUAAUUGCUUAAGUCAUACAGCUGAUGAAACUAUCCCUAUUCCUGAUGACCAGCCUGAUACUGAUAACAAAGUCUGCCCAACAGCGCAAAAAAGACCUAAGUCUGGUAAAGUGAAAGCCAAGCCUAAAUCUCAGAAAGAUAAUGAAAUAAAUCAGGUCGAGCAGCAGUCAUCAAAGCAAAAUUCAAAUGCUCAACACAGCGAUAAAAGUCAGUCACCCAAGAAAAAGUCACUGCCGUACUCGGGGACUCGAUUAUUAAAAAUCUUCAAGGCUGGCGACUUUCAGAUGACAAUAAUCACGUUGUAG